Drechmeria coniospora is the source of this 771-nucleotide messenger RNA. RefSeq lists its product as uncharacterized. The record is from RefSeq and is a predicted model, not a curated record. NCBI's taxonomy places the organism in Eukaryota, Fungi, Ascomycota, Sordariomycetes, Hypocreales, Ophiocordycipitaceae. The transcript has 4 exons. Gene Ontology annotation, biological process: mycotoxin biosynthetic process. Bases 1 to 771 code for a protein of 256 amino acids.
AUGGGCUACUUUUCCGCUUCCGCCGUUGACGGUCGCUCCAGUGUUGACAGACCGUUCCUAUCCGAUGAAUCGGGAGAAAGGGUCAUCGAGCAGGUUGAUGAAAGAAAAAUCGCCAGGCUCAAGCGAGCUAUCGUCGCAUUCGGCGUCGUCAUCGUCGUCCUCGUCGUGAUUUGCUUUGCACUGGUCGUGCGUCUUCAAUACUCGACACCAAUAUUCCCAGGACAGGUGUACUCGCCUGCUAUGGAUGUUAUCAGGCACAAGAACGUCGUCUUUACCAGCGGCUUCGGUUCCGAGCGAACUGCGUACCAGGGGCCACCGACGCCGGAGCGUGAUGCUCUCUGGGAUGACCUGUAUUCCUUUGGCAUCAGUCGUAUACCGCGCGAGUCGGCCGCUAAACUUGUUAAUAAAACGGUUCCUCUCCCGGGGAGCAAGGGCAGUUACGUCGUUGAACUGAACAUAUUUCAUCAACUGCAUUGCCUCAAUAUGCUUCGGAAGCGACUCUACAGCAAGCAAGACUAUGCGCCCGACCACGAGCUCAUGGGGAUCGAGCAUCUGGAGCAUUGCUACGACGCUCUUCGGCAAAGCCUGAUGUGUUCGGCCGACAUCACCCCCCUUCCGUGGCAAUGGGUAGAAGCCGCACAGGAAUCCAAGGAGGUGGCUCAGGUUGCCCAUACAUGCCGGGAUUUUGACGCCAUCAAGACGUGGGCGAAAGAAAGAGAAGUGGUUCACUUUGACAGAAAGACGUACGUGCCGGAUGAUUUGGAUGCGUAG